Messenger RNA from Xenia sp. Carnegie-2017, 1144 nucleotides. Its product is annotated as methyltransferase-like protein 27. Bases 172 to 831 code for a protein of 219 amino acids. The transcript is spliced from 3 exons. The record is from RefSeq and is a predicted model, not a curated record. NCBI's taxonomy places the organism in Eukaryota, Metazoa, Cnidaria, Anthozoa, Malacalcyonacea, Xeniidae.
CUGUAAAUAGAACAGUCUUAGUAAAAUACCCAAAAGCGUUUCACGUGCUAGAUAACUUAUAAAUGCAAGUCGAAAUACAAAGAAGAUGCAGUUAAUUGAAAGUACCACGAUAUCUACGUUGUUCAAAAGCGUGAAGUUGAAAGUCAAAGUAUAUUAUUCUCUUCUUGCGAGAUGGCUCUAACAUGCAACGCGGGAUACAAUAAAAUAAAACAAUUCAAUGCAACUACAACGAAAGAAGACGUGAUAAAUGCUUACGCAGAAUGGGGACCAAGCUAUGACAAUAUUCUCAGAGAUAUUGCAUACAUCGGACCGUCAGUUGGUGCUAAACUGCUCGAUCAAAAACUGAAGGAAUUCAGCUACAAAAAUGACGUUGAAAUAUUUGAUCUUGGCUGCGGUACAGGAUUAGUGGGGGAACAGCUCUACAAAAGGGGAUAUAAAAAUAUUGACGGAAUGGACCUCAGCGAACACAUGCUUCAAGUUUGCAAAGAUAAAGGAGUUUACAGAUCACUUCAUAAAGGCAGUAUGGGAUCAGAAAACUCGACCGACUUAGGCGUACCUGCUGACAAAUAUGAUGCCGUAAUAUGUGUUGGUGUCUUUACAGCAGGUCAUGUGAAGGGAAAAGGGCUCGAUGAUUUCAUUUAUUCUGUCAAGAAAGGUGGUCUGAUUGUAUUUAACAUAAAUGAUAAUGUGUCAAAUGAUCCUCAUUACGAAUUUGAUAAAAAGAUGAACGAAUUAACAAAGCACAGAAAAUGGGAGCAGUUAUUUAAAUAUUAUGAACCAAAGUAUGUCAGCGAUCGUGGCGCAAACUUUUAUGUUUAUCGAAAAUUGUAAGCUUGUUUCAAACACAUGUAUAUUAUUGACCGUAUUAGAUAGUGGUAAAAUGGUUGUUAAAUAAUAAUUGAACAAAAGCUAAAAAAGCUAAUAAUUAAUAGUUAACAAUAAAAAGGCGCGAUGCAUGGAUAGAUGAUAUUAUUGAACGGAGUCAUGGAAGGAAUAUUAUCAUUUGCAUUUUCAUUUGUUUAAUUCAACGAUAAGUUAAGACAAAAACUUCGUUAGAUAUUUAUAUUACUCACCUAUGAAUACUACAAUGCAAAUAUAUUUUAUUGACGGUACGAAUUAAAAUCUGAUUUGAUAUGCAACCAUA